CAAGUUGACCCGACUGCCUGACGCCAUCUUUAGCCUUGUUGGUCUCAUCAACCCAUCAUGCAAGCGCUCUUCUCCCUCGCAGUAGUGACGUCGUUCGUCGACGUGCACGGUGUAGCUGCCGCCUUCGAUGGCGCAGCCGAUCCCAGCAUGGCUCCUUCCACCGAGCACCAGCGACACGCGAGCGACACGAGGACUUUUCUCGCCGACCACGGCCUUGAGUGCUGCAUCGAUCCCAUCAUGCGCAACCCGAGCUUUCUAGCCGGCGGCGCGGGCGUGGACUCGCCAGACGAUGUGCGCUUCCUCUCUGACGAGCAGAUAGCAAAGCUUCCCAUUCCCGAGGUCAAGAGAACCAUCCUGAUGGCGCUGGCGAGCGAGGCUCGGGAGCGCCGCCGUGCCACGAGGGCGCAGGAGGGCAGGCAGGGAGAGCGAGUCAGCAUGAUCUUCGCCUCGCUCGAAACCAUGCUACGCGGAUUCAUGCUCGGAGCCGGCCUGAGCUUCAUCUACGAGACGCUGCUGCUAAACCGGGAUUUUUAUCAAGCCGAGGCUGACCUCGCCCCGCGAGUCAAGCGCGCCGCCUUCCGUUCGCUUGUCCUGGGCGGCGCGACCGCACUUGCGAUGCACGGCUCGGCCAUUGUCAUUCCCCACUGGAUGCGGCACGUGUGGCUUGCGUGACUGAGAUAACGCAGUCGAGGCGGCCAGAGAAAAGUGGUGAGAGAUCGCAUCUGAGAGGAUCGCGUGCGGCUGCGGGGGCGCAUCCGCGCGGGUGCGCGGCUUACACUUGCAGUGUGUUCUGCCCCCAGGAAGCUUGAGAGACGCGCGAACGCGGAUUCCUGGAGAGUUCUCCCCUCGUCACGGCGUCACGGGCGUCACGGCUCACGCUUUGCCGGAUGCGGGAUGCCGCGAGAAAGGAAUCAAGAAAACACGCGUCGUGGAAAGACGCGGUACAGAUCGUAUACUACCUU
Messenger RNA from Emiliania huxleyi CCMP1516, 962 nucleotides. RefSeq lists its product as hypothetical. The record is from RefSeq and is a predicted model, not a curated record. Lineage: Eukaryota; Haptophyta; Isochrysidales; Noelaerhabdaceae. The transcript has a single exon. The coding region runs from base 58 to 672 and encodes 204 amino acids.